AUGUAGAAUAUCCCACUACACUAUCAAUUAGAUAAUAAGCUAUCUUAAAACGAAGCAUAACUUUACAAUAAUAAUCUAAUCUAAUUUGCUGUUAAAUUUUUAGGAAUCAAGGGUAAAUAAACUUACAGAAACUCUUUAUCAAUAAAUAAGCAUUUAAGUGGAAAAUUUAAGGAUGAAAUUGUUCUGUAAUUAGUUAAUAAUGAAGAUUAGCCUAUUACAACUCUGAAUGAAGAAAUUAAAUUAAAUGUUUAAGUCUUGAAAGGAGAAGAUUAUUACAUCGAUUAGUAUUAUAUAUCAUAAAAAAGUGGUGUAUUUGAAAUAAGAGAUAAAAUAAAUGUUUUUGGAAGGCUUGGAAAAUAAAUAAUAUUACGAAUAUCUUCUGAGUAUGCCAAGUCUCCUAUUUAUAAAUUAGAUGGUGAACUAACUAAAAUGGAAACUAAUAUUUAUUUUGAGAUAGAAAUUAACAUGGUUAAAAAAUGUCCUGUAGGUACAACUUAUUUUAAUGACAAAAUAAAAAAGGAUCUAUGCAAUCCCUGCCCUUAAUUUAUGUAUAAUUUAAAUGAUGGUGAUAAAUGUUAUAAAUGUCCAGAUGAUUUUUUAUGCUAAAAGAGUAGCAUUUCAUUACCUAAGGGAUUUUGGAGAUCAAAAAAUAAUAGCUAUAAUUACAUAAAAUGUUUUGGGUAUUUUUAGUGUGUAGGAGAUAUUGAUAGAGUAGGAAUAAAAGAAUAGUUUUCGGACGAAAAUCGUUAUUGUGAAGAAGGAAAUAUUGGAGCCUUAUGUAUGGAUUGUGAUUUAUAUGGUAAGUAUUGGAAUGAAAAGUAUUAUCGAGUUGCUACUUAUACUUGUUUAAAGUAAAAUAGUUAAAAUUUCUAAAAAUGA
Tetrahymena thermophila SB210 is the source of this 879-nucleotide messenger RNA. RefSeq lists its product as hypothetical. The transcript has 3 exons. Lineage: Eukaryota; Ciliophora; Oligohymenophorea; Hymenostomatida; Tetrahymenidae. The record is from RefSeq and is a predicted model, not a curated record.